Molecule: messenger RNA, 2797 nt
Organism: Suncus etruscus (white-toothed pygmy shrew)
Lineage: Eukaryota; Metazoa; Chordata; Mammalia; Eulipotyphla; Soricidae
Gene: IFT80
Product: intraflagellar transport 80
Exons: 18
Coding region: 1-2304 (767 amino acids)
Biological process (GO): cilium assembly
Cellular component (GO): centrosome; cilium; intraciliary transport particle B
Molecular function (GO): protein binding
Source: RefSeq, a predicted model, not a curated record
AUGUGGUCACAUGAAGAAUUAGUGAGCUGUGUGGGUUGGACAACAGCAGAAGAGCUCUAUUCUUGUAGCGAUGACCACCAGAUCAUGAAGUGGAACCUAUUAACCAGUGAGACGACCCAGAUAGUGAAGCUUCCUGAUGAGAUUUACCCGAUCGAUCUUCACUGGUUUCCCAAAAGUGUUGGCAUCAAGAAACAGACACAAGCAGAGAGCUUUGUCCUCACAAGUUCUGAUGGUAAAUUUCACUUGAUUUCUAAAUUAGGAAGAGUAGAAAAGAGUGUAGAAGCUCAUUGUGGAGCAGUGCUUGCUGGAAAAUGGAAUUAUGAAGGAACAGCAUUGGUUACAGUUGGAGAAGAUGGACAAAUCAAAAUUUGGUCAAAGACUGGGAUGCUAAGAUCAACAUUAGCUCAGCAAGGCUCGCCAGUGUAUUCAGUGGCAUGGGGCCCUGAUUCUGAAAAGGUGCUCUAUACCGCAGGCAAGCAGCUGGUCAUCAAACCACUCCAACCAAACGCCAAAGUUUUACAGUGGAAGGCUCAUGAUGGCAUCAUUCUAAAAGUAGACUGGAAUUCAGUGAAUGAUUUGAUCUUAUCUGCUGGUGAAGACUGUAAAUAUAAGGUGUGGGAUAGUUAUGGUCGUCUUCUAUACAAUUCCCAACCUCAUGAGCAUCCUAUCACCUCUGUUGCCUGGGCUCCAGGUGGAGAACUAUUUGCCGUUGGAUCAUUUCACACUUUGCGUUUAUGUGAUAAAACAGGGUGGUCAUAUGCUCUGGAGAAGCCCAACACUGGCAGCAUAUUCAACAUCGCAUGGUCAGUGGAUGGCACGCAGAUUGCCGGUGCCUGUGGAAACGGACACGUGGUCUUUGCUCAUGUGGUGGAGCAGCGCUGGGAGUGGAAGAAUUUUCAAGUGACACUCACUAAAAGAAGGACUAUGCAGGUCCGUAAUGUACUUAAUGAUGCAGUGGAUUUGCUGGAAUUCCGGGACCGAGUGAUCAAAGCCUCUUUGAACUAUGCGCAUUUGGUGGUUUCCACAUCCCUUCAGUGCUAUGUGUUCUCUACAAAGAACUGGAAUACACCACUUAUAUUUGAUCUCAAAGAAGGAACUGUUAGCUUGAUUCUGCAGGCUGAAAGACAUUUUCUUCUGGUAGAUGGUGGUGGUAUUUACUUAUAUUCUUAUGAAGGGCGCUUCAUUUCUUCUCCAAAAUUUCCUGGAAUGAGAACAGAUAUUCUGAAUGCACAGACAGUGUCUCUUAGUAAUGAUACCAUAGCAAUAAAAGAUAAAACUGAUGAAAAAGUAAUCUACCUGUUUGAGACAUCCACAGGAAAGCCAUUGGGUGAUGGCAAACUUCUUUCUCACAAGAAUGAGAUUUUGGAAAUUGCUCUGGAUCAAAAAGGACUUACCAAUGAUAGAAAAAUUGCUUUCAUUGACAAAAAUAGAGACCUCUAUAUUACAUCAGUAAAACGAUUUGGGAAGGAAGAACAAAUUAUCAAACUUGGAACAAUGGUGCAUACUUUGGCGUGGAGUGAUGCAUGUAAUAUUCUCUGUGGACUUCAGGACACUCGAUUUACAAUAUGGUAUUACCCCAAUACAGUUUAUGUGGACAAAGACAUUCUGCCUAAAACCCUGUAUGAAAAGGAUGCGAGUGAAUUUAGUAAAAACCCCCACAUUGUGAGUUUCAUUGGAAAUCAGGUUACCAUCAGGCGAGCUGAUGGCUCUCUCAUCCACAUCAGUAUCCCCCCGUACCCUGCUAUUCUACAUGAGUACGUGAGCAGCUCCAAGUGGGAGGACGCCGUGAGGCUUUGCCGCUUUGUCAAGGAGCAAACAAUGUGGGCUUGUCUUGCAGCUAUGGCAGUCGCGAAUCGUGAUAUGACUACAGCAGAAGUAGCUUAUGCAGCCAUUGGUGAGAUUGAUAAAGUUCAAUACAUUAAUUCUAUAAAAGAUCUUCCAUCCAAAGAAUCAAAAAUGGCCCACAUAUUAAUGUUCAGUGGGAACAUGCAAGAGGCUGAAAUUGUGCUUCUUCAAGCUGGCCUUGUUUACCAAGCGAUCCAGAUCAAUAUUAACCUCUACAACUGGGAAAGAGCACUCGAACUGGCUGUGAAAUAUAAAACACACGUCGAUACAGUUCUUGCUUACCGUCAGAAGUUUUUGGAGACAUUCAGCAAACAAGAAACAAAUAAACGAUAUCUCCAGUAUGCAGAAGGUAUCCAAAUCGACUGGGAGAAUAUCAAAGCCAAAAUGGAACUUGAAGUCAUUAAAGAGCAGGAACGUGCAGCCAGCAGCCAGACCAAGAACUUGGGUCUGAAACCCUAAGCACCAGGCUUACCUUUAGGAAGCUUGGCCCCAUUUCUCUCCAAAGGGAUUCAUUCGCCUUCACGUUUCUGUUGCAAAGGGAAAAGCAGAAUCUUUGUAUCAGCACUUACCAGGUAUUUAAUCCUGAGUGCAUCAAGAAAGAUUAAGCACAAAAUACUUGGGGGUUCAGGACAGUGCUGGAAAUGCAGCCCAAGAGCCUCACACAAGCAAGGUGAGCAACCACCCACUGAACCCAUCCUCUGUCUUAUAACUGAUGUAAUUUUGUAUUUUUCUAGACCAGGAUAGCAAAGUAUUCCCAUGUAUGUAUGAAAUUUAUAACCUCCUUAUAUCCCCAGUUUUUAUGUCGUCUGACCCCAGACUCUUUAGAAUGGAUGUUAGCACACCUGUUCACUUGGCCUCUACAGAGAGAGUGACCUGAACGCAAGAGACAGUUUAUGUAGGAACACAGCCCCAAGUCCUGUUCUGCAGCAUUCCUAGUGGUUCUCCCGAUGUG